AUGCCAAGUCAAUUAAACAGCGCGGUGCGCGUACACCGCCAGACGCGUCUAACCAACACAUGCAUCUUCCUACUGGGUCAAUUAGCAACACUUCUGGAUAAGUACACCGCGAUUUCCCUCUCUUCCAUACAUCUCACAAUCUCAACCCAAGUUAUGACAAAGGAGACCACACCGCCGCCUCAACAGUCCAAAGCUCCUACCCACGAACCUCCCUCUCUCCCCGCCUCUCCCCUCGCCAAACGAACAAAACCCGACUCAAAUAACACAGCCAACAGCAACAAGAUGACCACCGGCACAGCACCCGCCGUCACCUCCAUCUCUCAGCCCCUCCCUCCCCUGCUCGUCAAGAAGCUCACCGAGUCCGCCCAAGCACCUACCCGCGGGUCCGCCUUCGCUGCAGGCUACGACCUCUACAGCGCAAAGGAGACCGUCAUCCCGGCCAAGGGUAAAGCCCUGGUUGACACUGGGCUUGCGAUUGCUGUGCCGGAAGGGACAUACGGCCGCGUUGCCCCCCGGAGUGGUCUUGCCUCGAAGCACUUCAUUGAUACCGGGGCGGGCGUCAUUGACGCUGAUUACCGGGGUGAAGUGAAGGUUCUGUUGUUUAAUUUCUCGGAUGUCGAUUUUACAGUUAAGGUGGGGGAUCGGAUUGCGCAGCUUGUGCUUGAACGGAUCUAUACGCCCGACGUGAUGGUUGUGGAGGAGUUGGAGGAGAGUGUCCGUGGAGCGGGCGGAUUUGGAAGCACGGGUGUUUAA
Messenger RNA from Aspergillus fumigatus Af293, 753 nucleotides. Its product is annotated as putative dUTPase (Dut). The transcript has 3 exons. Lineage: Eukaryota; Fungi; Ascomycota; Eurotiomycetes; Eurotiales; Aspergillaceae. Gene Ontology annotation, molecular function: dUTP diphosphatase activity; magnesium ion binding. Bases 1 to 753 code for a protein of 250 amino acids. Gene Ontology annotation, biological process: dUTP catabolic process; dUMP biosynthetic process. The record is from RefSeq and is a predicted model, not a curated record.